Myotis brandtii (Brandt's bat) is the source of this 682-nucleotide messenger RNA. RefSeq names its product IQ motif containing F1 (gene IQCF1). Lineage: Eukaryota; Metazoa; Chordata; Mammalia; Chiroptera; Vespertilionidae. The coding region runs from base 65 to 682 and encodes 205 amino acids. The record is from RefSeq and is a predicted model, not a curated record. Gene Ontology annotation, molecular function: calmodulin binding. The transcript is spliced from 3 exons.
AGCUGAGGAUUGUGGGAUACUGAAGGGAGAAUCUCUCCUUCCCCCCAACUGCUGAUAGCAGGAGAUGGACCAGCCUGAGAACACUGACGAACACGCGGAAGAGGAGCCUCAGCCGCAGGGGGAGCCCACGGGCUCGCCCCCAGCACCGCGGGCCCUAGAGGCCGAGGCGGAGGCGAACAAUGCGAAUACAGUUGAGGCAAAGAAAGUGGAUAAUGCUAAUGAAGGACCCAAAAAAAUCUUACCAUACAAAAGUAGGCCCCCCCCUCGCGACCCAGAAGUGGUGAAGAUCCAGGCCUGGUGGCGGGGCAUCGUGGUGCGCCGGUCGCUGCUGUUCGCGGCCCUCGGAGCCCUGACCAUCCAGCGCUGGUGGAAGCAGAUCCGCAUGAGGGCGCUGGAGGCGCGGCGGCGGGCGGUGCUGGAGGCCUUCACCCGGAAGGAGUGGGCCGCGGUCAGGCUGCAGUCCUGGGUCCGCAUGUGGCGCAUCCGCCUGCGCUACUGCCGCCUGCUCCACGCCGCCCGCAUCAUCCAGGGCUAUUGGCGGUGCCGGCCCUGCAGCUCCCGGGGCUUCAUUAAGGGCCACUACCGAGUCACGGCCAACCAGCUGCACCUGGAGCUGGAGAUCGUGCUGGGCUCGGAGCCCUGCAUCGUGUCGGAGUGUAUUCCCCUCCCAGUAAAGCAGUGA